AUGAGUGGAAGGGCCCGAGCGAGGGCCAGAGGCGUCGCCCGCAGCAGCUUCAAAGCCACAGAAGUGGGGCGCACACAAGCCUCGUCGUUGCCUACAUCUGUUGAUCUUAGUAACAAUGAAGCAUCCUCUAGCAGUGGCUUCAUGGGAACAAGCAGGAUUUCAACAAACCGUAAAUAUGAGAUAUCUUCUUGUGAUGCUGGAAGUACCUUCAUGGAAAGAGGUGUGAAAAAUAAACGGGACUUCAUGGAUUUGGAUAUCUGUACCAGAGAAAAAUUGGCACAUGUGAGAGACUGUAAAACAGGUUCCAGUGGAAUACCUGUGAAACUGGUUACAAACCUCUUUAACUUAGAUUUUCCCCAAGACUGGCAGCUAUACCAGUACCAUGUGACAUAUCUACCCGAUUUAGCGUCUAGAAGGCUGAGAAUUGCUUUACUUUAUAGUCAUAGUAAACUUUCUGACAAAGCAAAAGCAUUCGAUGGUGCCAUGCUUUUUCUGUCACAAAAGCUAGAAGAAAAGGUCACAGAAUUAUCAAGUGAAACUCAAAGAGGCGAGACUGUAAAGAUGACUAUCACCCUGAAGAGGGAGCUGCCAUCAAGUUCUCCCAUGUGCAUCCAGGUCUUCAAUAUCAUCUUCAGAAAGAUCCUCAAAAAAUUGUCUAUGUACCAAAUUGGACGGAACUUCUAUAAUCCUUCAGAGCCAAUGGAAAUUCCCCAGCACAAAUUAUCCCUUUGGCCUGGGUUUGCCAUUUCUGUAUCAUAUUUUGAAAGCAAGCUCCUGUUUAGCGCGGAUGUGAGUUACAAAGUCCUCCGGAAUGAGACCGUUCUAGAAUUCAUGACUGCUCUCUGUCACAGAACUGGCUUGUCCUGUUUCACCCAGACAUGUGAGAAGCAGCUAAUAGGGCUCAUUGUCCUUACAAGAUACAAUAACAGAACCUACCGCAUUGAUGACAUUGACUGGUCAGUGAGGCCCACGCACACCUUUCAGAAGCGGGAUGGAACUGAGAUCACUUACGUGGAUUACUACAAGCAGCAAUAUGAUAUUACCAUAUCUGACCUAAAUCAGCCCGUACUUGUUAGUCUGUUAAAGCGGAAGAGAUAUGACAACAGUGAGGCUCAGCUCGCCCACCUGAUACCUGAGCUCUGCUUUCUAACAGGGCUGACUGAGCAGGCAACCUCUGAUUUUCAGCUGAUGAAGGCUGUGGCUGAAAAGAUGCGUCUGAGUCCUUUGGGCCGGCAGCAGCGCCUGGCCAGGCUUGUGGACGACCUCCAGAGGAACACCAAUGCUCGUUUUGAACUAGAGACCUGGGGACUGCAUUUUGGAAGCCAGGUAUCUCUGACUGGCCGGAUUGUGCCUUCAGAAAAAAUAUUAAUGCAAGACCACAUAUGUCAACCUGUGUCUGCUGCCGAUUGGUCCAAGGAUGUUCGAACUUGCAAAAUUUUGAGUGCACAGUCUUUGAAUACCUGGUUGAUUUUAUGUAGUGACAGAACUGAAUAUGUUGCCAACAGCUUUCUGAACUGCUUGAGAAGAGUUGGAGAUUCCAUGGGAUUUAUUGUGGACUACCCUAAAAUCAUAAAAGUACAAGAAACUCCAGCUGCAUUUGUUAGAGCUGUACAGCAACAUGUUGAUCCUGAUGUUCAGUUGGUAAUGUGCAUUCUGCCUUCUAAUCAGAAGACCUAUUAUGAUUCCAUUAAAAAAUAUUUGAGCCUAGACUGCCCAGUCCCAAGCCAAUGUGUGCUUGCUCGGACCUUGAAUAAACAGGGAAUGAUGAUGAGUAUCGCCACCAAGAUUGCCAUGCAGAUGACCUGCAAACUCGGAGGCGAACUGUGGGCUGUGGAAAUACCUUUAAAGUCCCUGAUGGUGGUCGGUAUUGAUGUCUGUAAAGAUGCACUCAGCAAGGAUGUGAUGGUUGUUGGAUGCGUGGCCAGUGUUAACCCAGGAAUCACCAGGUGGUUUUCACGCUGUAUCCUUCAGAGAACAACCACUGAUGUUGCAGAUUGCUUAAAAGUUUUCAUGACUGGAGCACUCAAUAAAUGGUACAAGUACAAUCACGAUUUGCCAGCACGGAUAAUUGUGUACCGUGCUGGUGUAGGGGAUGGUCAGCUGAAAACACUUAUUGAAUAUGAAGUCCCACAGCUGCUGAGCAGUGUAGCAGAAUCCAGCUCAAAUGCCAGACUGUCAGUGAUUGUGGUCAGGAAGAAGUGCAUGCCACGAUUCUUUACUGAAAUGAACCGCACUGUACAGAACCCCCCACUUGGCACUGUCGUGGAUUCAGAAGCAACACGUAAUGAAUGGUAUGACUUUUAUCUGAUCAGCCAGGUGGCUGGUCGGGGAACUGUUAGUCCUACCUACUAUAAUGUCAUCUAUGAUGACAACGGCUUGAAGCCCGACCACAUGCAGAGACUUACUUUCAAAUUGUGCCACCUGUACUACAACUGGCCGGGCUUAAUCAGUGUCCCAGCCCCAUGUCAGUAUGCCCGCAAGCUGACCUUUCUGGUGGCACAAAGCAUUCAUAAAGAACCCAGUUUAGAAUUAGCCAGCUUUCUCUUCUACCUGUGAUGGCAUGAACCACUGGCAUCACUAGAUAAAGAAUUCCAGAAGAAAUUGGUAUACUUUGUGCAAAUCUGCCACAAGCUCAAGGCUGUAAUGGGGGAAAAGAUUGAACUUGGUUUUCGUGUCUGUGAUAAAAAGAAAAACUUAAUCUGAAACAGUUUAAAGAAAUGUGUGUUACUAUGUUCUUAAAGAGUUAUAUGCUUGGGGUAAAUUCUCAUUGUCACAUAUGGAAUUUAAAUAUACCAUCAUCUAUAAAGAACUCUACAGAGUUAAAUAAGUUAAACACUUAAAGAAAGUAAGUGUUUGCAUGAUAUUUUGAUGAUAAACAGUCUAAUUCCAACCCCAAAUUUUGCUGAGGUUUUCUUAAUGUUGUAGAGCAUUUUGUAGAGUGGUUUAAAUAGUUAUUAGAAAAUAAAGUUCAGAGCAUCA
Molecule: messenger RNA, 2979 nt
Organism: Cebus imitator (Panamanian white-faced capuchin)
Lineage: Eukaryota; Metazoa; Chordata; Mammalia; Primates; Cebidae
Gene: PIWIL4
Product: piwi like RNA-mediated gene silencing 4
Exons: 20
Coding region: 1-2556 (851 amino acids)
Biological process (GO): regulatory ncRNA-mediated gene silencing
Cellular component (GO): P granule
Molecular function (GO): protein binding; piRNA binding
Source: RefSeq, a predicted model, not a curated record